Entamoeba nuttalli P19 is the source of this 1086-nucleotide messenger RNA. RefSeq lists its product as hypothetical. NCBI's taxonomy places the organism in Eukaryota, Evosea, Mastigamoebida, Endamoebidae. The record is from RefSeq and is a predicted model, not a curated record. The transcript has a single exon. The coding region runs from base 184 to 1086 and encodes 300 amino acids.
AUAGAAUAUAUUGAUAAAUUUAUCUAUCCAUCAAACUGGUAUUCAUAUUUAUUUUAUUUUGUUAUUGGAAUAACUCCAUUAAUCCAAUUAGUUAUUUCAUCAUCACCAAAUCUUUUCACAUUAAUACCAUUACUUGUUAUUACAAUUUUUUUAUUUGUUAAUAGAAGAACAUUAGCUUCAUUUAUGAUAAUAACUAUAUUAUUGUCUCUCAUAAGUUUAUUAUCAACUGUAGUAAUUAAACAAUCAAUAAUAGAAUUUCACCAAUUAAUUAAUACUAUAACAAAACUUGUUACUAAUUUGUCUGAAGAUUCUGUUAAUUUAAUUAUUUCUAGAGUUGAAGAAAGUUAUAGUGGACAAAUAAUAUUAGAAUACAUGGAUAAACUUGGUCUUAUGAAUUAUUUGUCUUUAAAAACAAUUAAACCUGCAGUAUUACAAGGACUAAAAUUAUUAAGUAGUCAGGUUCAACCAUAUUUUUUGAUCAAUUUAGCUUCUUCAGUAACAGAUAAUAUAUUUGCAUUUUUUAUAUUUAUCUACAGCUUAUUAUAUUUCUUAAUUUAUCAAAAUACUAUUCUAAAUGGUAUUUCUCAACUAAUUCCUUUUGACGUUGAGGUAGUUCAAAUAAUAAGAAAUGGAGUUGCAUCUACUUCCUUACGUUUGAUUCUAAUGAAUUCCUUAUUGUUCAUCUUUAAAUUUACAUUAACAUUUGUUACUUUUUCUUUGGCUCAUUUACCUUAUAAAAUGGUUUGUAGUAUAAUUUGUGCUUUGUUAGCAAUUUUACCAGCUUUUUCAAAUAUGAUUGUUUGGCUCCCUGCUGGUUUAGUAUUAUUUUUCCAAGGAAAUACUACAGGAAUGAUAUGGUUUAUUAGUGUUCAUGCAGUAACAUAUUUUAUUAUUGAUGGUUGGUUCUAUUCAUUUAUUCCAGAUAUUAUUCCAUAUUUUGUUGGUUUGAGUGUAGUGUUUGGAGUGUAUGUAUUUGGUAUUACUGGAUGUGUUUUAGGUCCAUUAGUAUUUGUUAUGACUAUGACAUUAAAAGAUAUUUUUAUUCUUCAAAAUCAACGUCUCAAACAAAAAAUAAAACAAGAUUAG